UUUCCUCCUCCACCAUUAUCUGAUUCUCAAAAGGCUACUGUUAUUAGAAACUGGUGCAAUGCAAGUCAUGCUGCUAAUUUUGAGGAAGCAGGUUGUGCUGUGUGUGGCCAACUCACCCUUCGGACAGAACUUUCUCCUCUAAAGCAUAUUAAGAAUUAUUUGCAUAUUCUGGAAGCUGAUGGUGUUACCCGCACAUCCCGGUUGAACAUUGUUGAUCCUGUUCAGGAAGUUAAAGGCCCUGUUCUAGACUUAUCUGCUGGUGAUAAUGUAUGUAAUUCAUGUCACUUUUCUCUGCGCAUUGGUAAAAUUCCAAAAUUUGCAUUAUGCAAUGGUCUUUGGUUAGGAGAAGUACCUGAUGUACUCAAGGACUUAACAUUUUAUGAAAAGAUGCUGAUAUCAAGAGUUUGUUAUACAAAAUGUUUUGUGCGUGUUCAAAAAGGUGGAGGUAUUCAUUCGAAAAUGGUUUCAAAUGUUAUAGCUUUUGAAAAUCCUACAGCUUUAAUCUAUGACAUCCUACCUCCUCCUAAAAAAGAUAUUGAGGAAGUAUUGGCUAUCAUGUUCUCAGGUUCCACAAAACCCACUCAAGAUGAUUAUACUCGCGCACUUUUACUUGUGAGACGCAAUGUUGUGGCUGAUGCACUGCACCAUCUAAUACUCAAUCAUUGUGACUAUAUGGAUGUGAACUUUUCAUCUGCCAACCUUGAAAGUUACGCAGAAGAUGCUCCAGUUGUUGCUGUUGAGUAUUUUCAAAAAGGCUCCAAUCGCAAUGCUGAAGGCGUGAGCAUUCAUGACAAUUUUGAAGAUGAUGGGAAUGAGUGUGGUGACUGCGUUUUUACUAUGAUUGGUAUAGCUGCCUUGCACCUUGACAAUGAAGGUAAAUUUUUGCGCACCUCUCAUGCUGAUACUCCAGAAAGUCUGUGGCAAAAUCCUCAACUGUAUCCUAAAAUGUUUCCCUGGCUAUUUCCCUUUGGGCUUGGUGGUUUGGGCAGUGCUAAAAUUACUUUGAAAUCAUUUUCUGAAUCUUCUCAUAUCAAAUUUUUACUCCUAUAUCAUGACAAGAGAUUCCAACUUGAUCAUAGCUUUCCAUUUGUGGCCUUUAGUCAUCAACAAGUUAAAGCCAGUACUUCACAAUCAUUCCUCCUUGCU
Messenger RNA from Lentinula edodes (shiitake mushroom), 1146 nucleotides. RefSeq lists its product as uncharacterized. The annotation marks the transcript as partial. The record is from RefSeq and is a predicted model, not a curated record. The transcript is spliced from 2 exons. Lineage: Eukaryota; Fungi; Basidiomycota; Agaricomycetes; Agaricales; Omphalotaceae.